AUUAGAAGCAUAUGAUUAAAAUUUAGCCGCCUUCCCAGAAACACACAACUGACCUGAAAUGGUUCGAGGAGGAAAGAAGAGUGCCGCCACCGCCACCGCCGCCGCCGAUCCGGAGGCGGGAGAGAGGUCGCGGCUGAAGAAAUUGGCCUUCUCCCGAAGCAUUCUGUCGCCGGAUGUCGUGAAGGUAGCCAGUUCAGCUGCUCGCGCCCCGUCCAAAACUGUGAUCAAGCACCACGGCUGUGAUAUUUUGAGGAAGUCACAGCGGAAGAACAAAUACCUCUUCUCAUUCCCUGGCCUUCUCGGCCCCGUCUCUGGAGGGAAAAUCGGGGAGCUCAAAGACCUUGCCACCAAAAACCCCAUUCUAUACCUAGACUUCCCCCAGGGUCGAAUGAAAUUGUUUGGAACAAUUGUUUAUCCGAAGAACAGGUACUUAACACUGCAAUUUUCCAAGAGCGGGAAGAAUGUUACAUGUGAUGACUACUUUGAGAAUAUGGUAGUAUUUUCAGAUGCUUGGUGGAUCGGGAUGAAAGAAAUGAAUCCUGAAGAGUUACAGCUUGAGUUUCCUAAGGAGCUCAAUCCGGAAAAACAUGAAAAAGUUGAUUUCAAGGGUGGAGUAGGGGUCACAUCGGACUGUAAACAAGGUUCUGUAAAACUUGCAAAGAAAAUCUUGGAACGAGAGCCUGAAAAAGAUUAUUUAGAGGAUGAGUUAACUGACAGUCCAGAUGAUUACAGGGAGUUGACCGAACUGACUCCCACCAGGCAAUCAGCCAGGACUGCUGGGAAAACGUUCAAAUUUGCAGAAUCAUCUGGAAAUGGAGAUGAGACACCUGAAGAAGAGGAUACCAAAGUUGAUAAUGAAACUAAAAGAGUUUAUACAUCUACGAAGACAGAAAAUUGCUCACCUGUAUUUGAGGGUGACAGCAAUGAUGGAAGAAAAGAUCCAGCUUCAUGUCGAUAUAAGCGUACUGGGAAAGCUAAGGAUCCCUCUGAGAAUCAGAGAACACCUCUUGUCCAGACAACAUUAUCUUCACUGUUUAAGAAAGUGGAGGACAAGAAGGAGAAGAAGGAUGCAGAAGGCAAUACUAACACUUCUGAAGCCUCGAAGCCUAUAAAAGGGAGAAAGAAAAUAGGGGGAAGAAAGUCUGAGACGACGGCAACUGCAAGUAAGGACCAGAAAAAGCAACAUAAGGUUGACGAAGACGAUGAGAUCGAAGAGUUCUCCAGCUCACCAGAGGACAUGGGUGAAAGUGAUGAAGAUUGGACUGUUUGAAAUGAUGGCAACAUACAUACUAAAGAAAUCCACAGGUCUCUCUCUCUCGCUAUACAUAUAUCUCUUUAUACACAUGUAUUAACCAGCUCAAUAUUUUCUUGUCUUUUCAUGUUUCCGCUUCACCUUUUUUUAUUCUUUGUACGAAAUUUCUUCAUCUAUAAAUUAAGUUCUUGAGAUGGAGAGAUUAUUAAUUA
Salvia splendens (bonfire salvia) is the source of this 1464-nucleotide messenger RNA. RefSeq names its product DNA-binding protein RHL1. The record is from RefSeq and is a predicted model, not a curated record. Gene Ontology annotation, cellular component: cytoplasm; membrane. Lineage: Eukaryota; Viridiplantae; Streptophyta; Magnoliopsida; Lamiales; Lamiaceae. Gene Ontology annotation, molecular function: DNA binding. The transcript is spliced from 11 exons. Gene Ontology annotation, biological process: DNA endoreduplication. Bases 59 to 1270 code for a protein of 403 amino acids.